Messenger RNA from Microplitis mediator, 1235 nucleotides. RefSeq lists its product as uncharacterized. Gene Ontology annotation, biological process: proteolysis. The record is from RefSeq and is a predicted model, not a curated record. Gene Ontology annotation, molecular function: metalloendopeptidase activity. NCBI's taxonomy places the organism in Eukaryota, Metazoa, Arthropoda, Insecta, Hymenoptera, Braconidae. The transcript is spliced from 9 exons. Bases 93 to 1133 code for a protein of 346 amino acids.
ACCGAAGUCGAUGUACAGACGUGGCAUUAUUAGUUUAACAAAUCCACGAGUGAUACUGUGGAGAGUGAAAUAUAUUGAGUACAACUUUAAAAAUGACUUAUAUUGUUAAUUUAAUAUUAACGCUAUCGAUUAUCGGUGCCAUACUGUUAGUUCCUUCAAACGCGGAGGUAGAAGAACAUGAAAAUGGAAUUGAAACUCCAAGUAAUAAUGAACCAAAAGCAAAUUCAGCUCACUUACUAAUCAAUCCACACGCUCCUUUUUAUUAUUUAUCAAUGGAAUCAGGCACAUUAAAGGUUGAAAAGAAAACAGACGUCUAUGAAAAGUUCUAUUUAGAUGCUAUUAAUUACUACAAGAAUGCGGCUCACGAUGAUAAUGAUCGAAUGUAUAUAAAAUUAUUAAUGUUCGUCGAAAAUUACGAUAUGGACUGGAGAGAAAAAGCAAAUGCAUUCCAACUUAAAUAUCUCUGGGAAGUCAUCAAUAAUUACAUGAAUGCAUUAUCUAAUGGAAAGAUCAUACCAACCAUCGUUGGAGUUGUUUCAUUAACAGAUAGAGACGUGUUAGACACUGAUGCUAUAAUGAGCCAACGCAAAAAUAGAAACUCUAGGCCAGCAAGUGGUUUAGAUGCACAAUAUAUUAUCAAGGAAAUAAGAAAAUUUUUGUAUAACAACAAAGCUACGUUCAACGAAACUGAGUAUGAUAUGUUUGUGUAUAUGACACGGUCGACUUUAUCAGUUAAAAAUAAGAGGAAAUUUGAGCCUGUACAAGGUUGGGCAGGAGGAAAAUUUUGUUUAUCUCAAAAUAAUGCUAACACUAUGCCUCCUGGUUUAAUUAUGGAAAAUUCAAUACAAUAUGGUUACGCAAAAAUCGCUCAAUUGCUUGCUAAAAGCAUUGGAAUUGAUUAUGAUGAUAAACUCGGAUGUCCAGAUGGUUUUAUUAUGGGUCUUCUUCAAAAUCUUCAAGCGCGUAAUUUAACUAAUCCCGAUGAUCAAGAGAAAUUUGAUUAUCAGUGGUCUGAAUGUUCAAAAUCUAAAUUGAAUACUGUUUUAAGCGAUACUAAAUUGGCGUGUCUUCACACAAAGCCUGCUUUUUUGGAUACAACACCAAAACCAGAGAGUUCAGAAACAGCUAAAUGAUGAAAUUAACUUGAAUUAAAGAAAGUCAUUGUAAAUUCUGCUUUGGUUUUCGAAUGAUGUUCAGAAAUAAUAAUCUGAUGUAUCUUAAUAAAAAAUAAAAAC